CAGCCGCCACAUUCAUAAUCCGAUGGACCAUGGCUUCCUCAACAUCCAUGUUUUGUCGUCGUCGUCGUGGGCACUGGCUUCCCUUUUGGCUGUUUGGCUCCAGCAGCAGCAGCAGCAGUGCCCUGAAUUUGUUUGGAUUUCGUGCCGCCACUGCCAGCAGCAAUACUCCCACGCCUCUUCAGCUGCAACUCUUGGAUCGAGCGGCUCAAGUACGACAGCAAUUAUGUCAGGACUUGUAUGACGACACGGCCGACCGGUUGAGUGCCAAGUUGUUUUAUCCUUCUAGUUUUGCGCUGGACGGCGGACAACAACGUCGUGGGUAUUGCAAUUGGGUGAUUCCCGGUCGUCUCAUGAUUGGUCAGUAUCCCGCACAAACCCCAGCCGAAGGAGGUCCCACAUACGAGGAAGUCCGACAGCAUAUACAGCUGCUUGUCGAAGAUGCCAAGAUUGGGCUCUUUUGCUCCUUGCAGUCUGAAUUGCCGCCACAGGAUGAUUACGACACUUGGGCCCAAAAGGGAGGUUUGGUAUUUCUAGAACCGCAAAGCCUCCGACAAAGAUUCCCUCAUCCGUUUACCCACUACGCUCCCAUGGUAAAAGAAUUUUGGAGAGAUGACGACAGUGAUACUCUCCAAUUUCUGCAUUGUCCCAUUGAAGAUCUCAAUGUUCCGGAAUCCCAAGAACCACUCCAACAGUUGCUACUCGACUUGCUCAACUUUCUUCUCACCCCACACAAUAAAAAGGCAAUCUAUUUGCACUGUUGGGGUGGACGAGGACGUGCCGGAUUGGUGGGAAGCUGUCUUCUCAGUCUACUCUAUCCCUCAUUGUCGCCUACGGAUAUUCUGCGGAUCAUGCAAACGGCAUAUGCCAGUCGCUUGGGACACGAUACCAUGCCUUCUGUAUUGUCACGAUCGCCGCAAACCGAUGUGCAACGAGCCUUUGUCACACAGUUUGUCCACGAGUAUCAACGGUUGUUGCAACAGGCGAAUAAUAAUUAGAUGCUAAGCCUGCACACCCAACGAAUAGCUGCUUGUACGGGUGCCGUACGAUAGCAGUCGGGGCGACAGGCAGUGCAAUAUCUAUAGAGGAUACGGUAUAGCCAAGCAUGCUGUAAAAUCGUGCUAUCUAGAUGGUCGGCAAAAGCUAGAGCUGAUUUAGCUAGACAC
Messenger RNA from Seminavis robusta, 1163 nucleotides. The record is from the annotation of a GenBank genome assembly. Lineage: Eukaryota; Bacillariophyta; Bacillariophyceae; Naviculales; Naviculaceae.